AUGGUCAAUAACGACAAGAAGACACGCGUCCCAACAAAGGCCGCACCUGCACGGAAGCCCGCCGCCGCGUCGCGCCGUCAAGGCACUCGAGGCAAUCCGACCACCAGUCCACUCCAGUCUGGUGAUCCAGAGAAGAUCAUCCGCAAGGCUCGGAAGCCCAAGGCAAAGCCCGCAGCUCGCGGCCCAUCACCACCCCCACCUACACCUCAAUCCCCAUCUCGAAUUCGAACUCCGUCCGCUCACCAAGGCACUGGACACAACGAGAAACUCUCCCCAUACCUCACUUCACCCCGAGUGACCCCUGCAACUGUCCGGGUUGCAGCUUCGACUCCCUCGGGUCCUUCUACUGUACAAGGUGCCGAAGCCCAGAUCGAGUCCUCUUCAUCUCGUCCUACCCCAGCCCAAGCCAUUACGGCUCCCAAAAACGCAGCUUCGGCUUCGCACACCCCAUCCGCUUCUUCCACUGUCCAAGGCUCGGGGGACCGAUUUUAUACACCGAAGAGCUACAACGGAAAGCGCCGCGCUGCGAGUUUUGAUCGGUCAAACCCUGGUCACGAAGACGUACAACGCCCAGCAAAGCGAGUUCGCGGUGAGACACAAGCUGAGGCACAAGGCGGGGCACACACUGAGGAGGAGGCAUUGCAACCAACUCCGAAGCCGGUCAUUCAUGAUUUGAAAAAGAGAGAGGUCAAGGUUGCGAAGAGAUCUAUUGGCAGCCUUUUGUCGCAGAUACCCCGAAAUCGCGAUAGCUUUCGCUAUCAUACUGUGCAGGACUACGACGAGUCACUCUUGUCUGAUGACGACCUCCAGGAUGCUCCCAAACCAAAACAACCAUUGUCAAGAAAGGAGCGAUAUGCGCUUGGUCAAGAGGUGAAGCAGACUGCGGUAUACUUCACGGAGGUUCAUAAUUUUCUUGAAGGCAAGCCCACGACUCUCGUUCACCAACGCGACGUGGAGAGAAAAGUUCAAGAGAGAGUCCAGGAGGAAGUCGAGCAGGCAAUCCGCGAGCACAGCCGCGUAGCUGCACAACAAAGUAUGACCUUGUCCCCAUCUCUUUUAGGUCGCAUUCAAGUUCGAGAUUCUUCUGGAAGAGACCAAGCCUUCACAGUGACGAAUGAAAAUCAGAGAGCAUACCUGUUUACAUUCCUAACCCAUCUGUCAGAGAACCAACUACCCCCUCGUCAUAAAUUCGAGGCCUUCCUCAAGCAGAACGUUGAGUCCAAAAAGCAAGCCCUUGCUUCGGAUGACGGCCAUUCUUUGGCUUCUCCAGCACCGGCUACUCUUAGAUUCCGUUCUGCAACUGUUGGAUCCGCCCCCGCUUCUCCGGAUCAAGCUCCUCAGCAGCCAUUUGCUCCGUCCGUCGGAUUCUCCAGUACCUUUGCUGUUCCUGACAGCAGUGACAGCGAUUCGUCCAUGUCUGAGAAUGGUCGUGCGCUGACCCCAGUAAGUGGUAACGUCUCCGCACAAGGAGAUGGUGAUGCCCGGAUGUCAGAGCAUGGUCAUGAUGAGAUGCCGAUAUCAGAAUCUGAGGAAGAAAGAGAAGUUACACAUCUUACCACACCCUCCGGAGUUCUACCAGAUGUUGCUACUCCAAAGCUUACACAAGAUAGCCGCCAGGCUGGUUGGACGUCGAGUGCGAAGAGUCUUCUCGCCACUCCUUUCAAAAUCUUUGGAAAGCUCGCGGAGCUUGCAACCCCUAUUGUCACUGAUGCCCCAACUGCAGAAUUCAAUUUCGACAAGUCGCAUAUCAUGCCACCAUUGCCUUCGACGUCAGCCCCACGUGGGUCCCGUAAGGCCCAGGGCAAGGCCAACGGCAAGAAGCGCAACUUCCAAACCAAUCGUUCUAACAGGGACAAGAGAAUGAUGACCAGAGGCCUACCAAUCCCUCCGGUGUUGGUUGACCCCAAGCUCGACUUUUCCGGCCUACUGUCAGAGGAACAGCUUAUCAAAAUUCAAGAUGAGCAUCAUCGCGUCUGGCUAGAGCAGAGGGCUCAGGAGGCUUUGGAUAAGGAGCUCUACGAUCAAAGCUAUCCGCAUAAGCCCACGAGGACCUUCACUGUUCCUGGCUCUCCUGAGACUGAAGAGGAGCGUCAAAAAGAAGCCGACGAAGAUUUCGAGAACAGCGUCAUGGAAGAUCUCGCUCGUGCAGCCAUUGCAGGGGAGGUCACUGUGGAAAGUAAUUGCAACCAGUCUCCUAAGUUUCUCAAGGCGCUUGAUUUCGUUUCUUUCUCCACCCAGUUAUUCUCUAACUGUGAUGCCCCUUCCACCCCCAUGGGAAAAUCCCAGAACUUUCGGGAGAAGAAGAAUAAUCCGUUUGGCUACACCUUCUCUCCCUACUACUCCCAGACCCUUCGGGAUGUUGAGAUGGUAGACGCCCCGCUGAGUAUGCGAGAUCCAAGCUUCAGAAUUCCGGAGAUGGAUGAUCGGGCAACACUCCACUACCGUUCCCCGGAACUCGCGUUGACCGGCCUCGCGGACGCAGAGAGAGUUAGGGAGAAGUGGAAAGAGAUUGAGUGGGACGAGGAUGUCGCAUUCGAUCUCUUCUCCGUCCUCUACAAGAGAGCCCUCAUGUUUGUCUCACAGAACGAUGCUCGCAAUGGAGGCGCCCUACUGUCUGAGAAGAAGUACCUUCUCAAGUUGACGAACAGAUGGUUUCUCCUUGAGGCAGGCCGCCCGGACAAGUUCUGGAUGGGGCGCAAGUUUGAUUACUGCGAAGAUAGAUCUCUUGAGAGAAAAUAUUUGCUAAUGAAGCUGCAAACGAUCACAGACCUCGACGACGCCGACAUUACAGCUGCCAAGAAUGCUGGACUCGAACCGUCAGGAACCUUCGCUCAAAAUCCUUACAGUGAGAGGCUCAAUACCCCUGGGCUUGAUCAUUUGCAUGAGACAUGCCCAGCUCCAUCGGUUCUACGCACGGUCUGCAGUGGUUUCGCUGAGAUUCCUAAAAAGUUGAAGAUGAUUGCCGACCACACCACUGAGCUUGAGAACUCCCCUCAUAACGACAUCGUAAAGAGAUCAAAGCUCGAUUUGAAGGAGAUGUGCGGUCCAGGGUGGGCCCAGAAGCGGAAGGCGGAGGAUGACGCCCAUAAAAAGCAGGUCGACUAUUGGAUGGCAUCGUUCGAGGGAAAGUGCGAGCAUUGCCAGAAGGCCCUCAGAGCUCUCCGCAAGUCUGAUGCGGAUGAUGGAUUGAGUGAGCCGGCCAGCGAGCCGUCGAAGGUGGUUGAGGCAUUGUCUCCCACCAAGAAGAGCACUUUGAACAAACCCCCCAAACUGUCUCCCACCAAACUGGCUCCCAUUUCGGAGAAAUAUAUGGCGCUUCUGAAGAAGGACAUGGAGUUUGAAGUGAAAGUGGAUGUUGGUGCGUUUAACCUUAGGCUUGGAAAGAUUGUUCUGUAA
Molecule: messenger RNA, 3396 nt
Organism: Drepanopeziza brunnea f. sp. 'multigermtubi' MB_m1
Lineage: Eukaryota; Fungi; Ascomycota; Leotiomycetes; Helotiales; Drepanopezizaceae
Source: RefSeq, a predicted model, not a curated record